Messenger RNA from Aphidius gifuensis, 1421 nucleotides. Its product is annotated as retinol dehydrogenase 11. Bases 369 to 1421 code for a protein of 350 amino acids. Lineage: Eukaryota; Metazoa; Arthropoda; Insecta; Hymenoptera; Braconidae. The transcript is spliced from 5 exons. The record is from RefSeq and is a predicted model, not a curated record.
ACGAAGACUACAGCACCAAGAGUACCAGGACUCCAGGAGAUCAAACUGAUGGGAGGAUAUGAUUUUAAUGACAGUUAAUACAUGUCUCAAACUAUCUCAACGAUCAUGUCAAUGACUAAGAUCUCAGUGUGAUGACUCUUGGCUAUUUCAGGAGACUAGAAACAAGAAGAAGUUGUUGACAGAAGUUGUCAAAAAGACUGGACUGGACUGACCAGUUGAUUGUGUUGGUGAAUGCCGGUGUGAUAAGUCAAUCAAAUAGAGAGAAGAAUUUCUCCAACUUUCAAGUAUCCAGUUCACUCAAUGUCAAUGAAACAAAUAAAAAAAAAAACAUCAAGCUACUUUCGCCAGUUAUUUUCAUUGAUCAAACAAUGUUUGUCGUUGUAGCAACAACACUGGCAUUAGCUACAAGUCUAUUAGUUUAUUUAUCAUCUAAAAAAUACUGGAAUAUUAUUGCGCAAAAAAUUAUUAUUGAUAUUAAGUUCAAUUUACUAGGAGCUAAGGAAAAUUUACGAGAUAUUUUACAAGCAAAAUACAACAAAACAGAUUUACCAUGCAAAAGUGGAAUGAUUGCAAUUGUUACUGGAGGUUCACGUGGAAUUGGUCUUGCUGUUGUCAAGAUGUUGCUGGAGUGCAACAUGACUGUAAUUAUUGGAUGUCGAAGAAUUGAAGCUGGAGAAAAAGCUGUUAAAAAUAUACGAGAAUUAGGAGUAAUCAAGGGAAAAGCAAGAAUUUACAAAUUAGAUAAUUCAAGUUUAAAAUCUGUUAGAGAAUUUGUUGACAAAGUCAAACAAGAAUAUGAAAAAAUUAAUAUUCUCAUCAACAAUGCUGGUGUUAUGUUUACACCAUACAUGGAAACAAGUGAAGGAUUUGAGUAUCAGUGGGGUGUUAAUUACUUGUCCCACUUUUUACUAACAGCACUUUUAAUGCCGUUACUUUGCAAUGAUGCUAAAAAAAUUUCACGUGUUAUUAAUGUAUCUUCUUGUGGACAUUUGCUGGGAAAUAUUAAUUUUGAUGAUAUAAAUUAUAGACAAACAUUUAUGUCAAAUGCUGCUUAUGCCCAGAGUAAAUUAGCUCAAGUUAUAUUUACAAAAAUACUUCAAGAUAUUGCUGAUAGAAAAAAUCUACCAAUACGUUCAUACGCUGUUCAUCCAGGAAUUGUUAACACUGAUUUAUUUGAAAAUUCAUUGCUCUAUAAAUUUAAAUGGUUUAUGAAUAUAUUUUUAAAAACACCAGAGCAAGGUGCAGUGACAAUUGUCUACACAUCAAUCAGUGAUAAAAUUGAAAAUCUUGGUGGUUCGUAUUUUAGUAAUUGCAUUAAAUCUCCUGUUCAUCCAUUGGCUGAUGAUAAAUUAAUUCGUGAAAAAUUACUUAAAUUGAGUCUUCAACAAGUUGAACUUGUUGAUUUUUUACAGUAUUUGUAA